This is a messenger RNA of Quercus lobata, 1615 nucleotides long. Its product is annotated as protein FIP2-like. Lineage: Eukaryota; Viridiplantae; Streptophyta; Magnoliopsida; Fagales; Fagaceae. The transcript has a single exon. The record is from RefSeq and is a predicted model, not a curated record. The coding region runs from base 400 to 1503 and encodes 367 amino acids.
AAGUUUAUCAACGGUCUACAUGGCCCACUCUCAAUUCAGGUAUGGCCUACACUACAGCCCAUCAAAUACAACCACCAAUCUUACUUUUUCUCAACCCACAUGACACCAUCACCACCACGAUAGCCGACCAAUAAGGCAACAACAUCAAGAACGAAGGAUCAACAACAUUCAACAACACACAUGGCAUCCGUACAAUGAAUGCAACUCGUGGGGCUCCCAACCCCAUUAGUCAGCGGGUGGUGAGUGAUGAAUUCAGCUGCCAACUCUACUACUCUCUUCUCUAUUUUGCGCGCACUCUAGCAUCACUCCAAGACUCACCCACCACCACCACCACCACCGACGACUUUCUUCCUUUAAAACUACUCCACAAGACCCUGCCCUACCACAACCACCACCAUCAUGUCCGCCCCACGCAGGAUCCCACCACCAUGCUGGACCGACGACGAAACCAUAGCUCUAAUCUCAUCCUUCAACGACAAGUGGCUCAGCCGCAGUGGCAGCCGCGGCAGCCUCAGCGCCUCCGAAUGGGAAGCCGUGGCUACCGAUGUCACUUCCAAAUCCUCCACCCAGUGCCGCCACAAGAUGGAGAAGCUCCGCAAACGCUACCGUUCCGAAAAGCAAAAGCACAAUCAUCACUCUUUCGUCUCUUCCUGGGUCCUCUUCCCUCUCUUGGACGAUAUAGAAGCUCGCUCUUCCUCUUCUUUUUCUUCUUUUCCGUCUCCGGUGCCACCCAAGAAGAAGAAAAUUGCUCAGACUAAUGAUAAUUCUGACUCUGUUCCUGGUUUUGGAAAUGGGAUUUCUAUUAAAACCCUUUCUGAUAGGAAUUCGAUUUCUCAGGCUUUGACGGCCAAAAGCUUUUCCAAAGUUGGUGGUAGUUUCAAUGCUGAUCGUGAAUUUUACCGCAAAUCGAGAGGUGGGUCUGGCGUAGAAAGCUUAGUUGGUCAAAAUUUGGUGGCGCCUCAGGAGAUUCGGUCGAGAAGCUAUAGCACCGUUACGGAUAGUUGUAGUUCUAAGCCUGAUUUUGAUGAAAAUGUUGGUGGGUUUCCUGUGAGAACCUUGGGUGAAAGGAAUUUGGUGCCCCCGGGGUUUGAGCAGAAGAAUAAUCCUGUUAAAUUAGGUGAGAAGUUUAGUCCGGAGUUUAAAUACAAGCAUAAGAUGGACUAUGCCAUUGACAAAAGAGGUGGGAAUUCUGUGAAUUCGAGAAUUAGUCCGAAGAAUUUGAAUUUUGAAUUCAAGGAUAGGAAUGUGGUUCGGAAGAAGAGGGAGGUGGUGGGUUCGUUUACGGCAGUGGUUUCGGCGAUUAAGAUGUUGGGGGAGGAGUAUGUGAAGGUGGAGACGAUGAAGAUGGAAAUGGCUAUGGAGAUUGAGAAAAUGAGGAUGGAGAUGGAGUUGAAGCGCAAUGAGGUGAUACUCGAGUCACAUAAACUUGCUGUGGAAGCCUUUCUGAAUGCAAUGUUUGAUAGGAAAAAGAAGAAAGUGAAGGUGGUUUCAGUUGAUUCUUAGAUGGAAGUGAAGUUACAGUUCUACUUGGAAUUUGCAAAUUAAGGAAUGUUCCUUUUAUGUACCUACCCUGGUGAAUGACUAGGAAACUUUUUUCCGUAGGAUGGAACUUUCA